AUAUCCCAAGAAAUCGAAACACAACGCAAUGGGCUCUUCUUCUCCACUAACAAGGAGAAACAGAGCACCAACAUCCUCUGUUUUCUCUGUUUUUCUUAUCUUUCUCUGUUUCUUCCUCUUCUUUUUAGAUUUAUCAAACGCUCAAUCAUCGCCGGUUUUCGCCUGCGACGUAGCUGCAAACCCUUCUCUCGCCGCUUAUGGAUUCUGCAACACCGUUUUAAAGAUCGAAUACCGAGUGGCUGAUCUGGUCGCGAGGCUUACGUUGCAAGAAAAGAUUGGGUUUUUAGUGAGUAAAGCUAACGGCGUGACUCGUCUUGGGAUUCCGACGUAUGAAUGGUGGUCGGAAGCACUUCACGGCGUUUCUUACAUUGGACCCGGCACGCAUUUUUCCAGCCAAGUUCCCGGAGCUACGAGUUUCCCGCAGGUUAUACUCACCGCCGCUUCUUUCAACGUAUCUCUGUUUCAAGCCAUUGGCAAGGUUGUCUCGACGGAAGCGAGGGCAAUGUACAACGUGGGAUUAGCCGGACUAACGUAUUGGUCACCGAACGUGAACAUAUUCCGAGAUCCUAGAUGGGGAAGAGGACAAGAGACUCCAGGAGAAGAUCCAUUGCUCGCUAGCAAGUAUGCUUCAGGGUACGUUAAGGGUCUUCAAGAGACUGACGGUGGCGAUUCUAACCGUCUCAAAGUCGCUGCCUGCUGCAAACACUACACCGCUUACGAUGUCGAUAAUUGGAAAGGAGUAGAACGUUACAGUUUCAACGCCGUGGUGACUCAACAAGAUAUGGAUGAUACGUAUCAACCACCAUUCAAGAGUUGUGUGGUUGAUGGAAAUGUGGCAAGUGUUAUGUGUUCUUACAAUCAAGUUAACGGCAAACCGACAUGCGCUGAUCCGGAUCUGCUCUCUGGUGUUAUCCGCGGUGAAUGGAAGUUGAAUGGGUACAUUGUUUCAGAUUGUGAUUCAGUAGAUGUGUUGUAUAAGAACCAACACUAUACGAAAACUCCAGCAGAAGCUGCAGCCAUAUCUAUAUUGGCAGGUUUGGAUUUAAACUGUGGUUCGUUCUUGGGUCAACACACAGAGGAAGCGGUUAAGUCGGGUUUGGUAAACGAGGCAGCUAUUGAUAAAGCGAUUUCCAACAACUUUUUGACCCUUCUGCGUUUAGGAUUCUUUGAUGGUAAUCCAAAGAACCAGAUCUAUGGUGGGUUGGGUCCUACCGACGUUUGCACGUCUGCGAAUCAAGAACUAGCGGCAGACGCGGCAAGACAAGGCAUUGUUCUACUCAAGAAUACUGGAUGCUUACCGCUAACUCCUAGAUCGAUCAAAACGCUAGCCGUGAUUGGACCGAACGCGAAUGUCACCAAGACAAUGAUCGGAAACUACGAAGGCACGCCGUGCAAAUACACAACACCACUUCAAGGAUUAGCCGGAACGGUAUCAACAACAUAUCUACCAGGCUGCUCCAAUGUAGCUUGUGCGGUAGCGGAUGUAGCCGGCGCCACAAAACUAGCAGCAACAGCAGAUGUGACAGUGCUCAUGAUCGGUGCCGAUCAAUCAAUCGAGGCAGAGAGCCGAGACAGAGUCGACCUGAAUCUUCCCGGACAGCAACAAGAGCUAGUGAUCCAAGUAGCUAAAGCAGCAAAAGGACCGGUCUUGCUCGUCAUUAUGUCCGGUGGAGGUUUCGACAUUACAUUCGCUAAGAAUGACCCAAAGAUCGCCGGAAUAUUGUGGGUUGGUUAUCCCGGAGAAGCCGGUGGUAUCGCCAUUGCUGAUAUCAUCUUUGGCCGUUACAAUCCAAGUGGAAGAUUACCGAUGACUUGGUAUCCACAGUCGUAUGUAGAGAAAGUUCCGAUGACAAUUAUGAACAUGAGACCCGAUAAAUCAAAAGGGUAUCCGGGUCGGACUUACCGAUUCUACACCGGAGAAACAGUAUACGCCUUCGGAGAUGGACUCAGCUACACCAAAUUCAGUCAUAGCUUAGUCAAAGCUCCAAGUCUCGUUUCUCUCAGUCUUGAAGAGAAUCACGUUUGCCGAUCAUCGGAAUGUCAAUCGCUGGACGCAAUCGGACCGCAUUGCGAAAACGCUGUCUCCGGCGGAGGAUCGGCGUUUGAGGUUCAGAUAAAGGUACGAAACGGAGGAGAUAGAGAAGGAAUUCACACAGUGUUUCUAUUCACGACGCCGCCGGCGAUUCACGGAUCGCCGAGGAAGCAUUUGUUAGGGUUUGAGAAGAUUCGAUUGGGGAAGAUGGAAGAAGCGGUGGUUAGGUUUAAGGUAGAGGUGUGCAAAGAUCUGAGUGUUGUUGAUGAGAUUGGGAAGAAGAAGAUUGGUUUGGGAAAGCAUCUUCUUCAUGUCGGCGAUUUGAAACAUUCCUUAAGCAUUAGGAUCUGAUUCUUAUUUUUUUUUCUUUUUAUUUGAGGAAAAAAGAAUAUUAAUAUGC
Messenger RNA from Arabidopsis arenosa, 2432 nucleotides. NCBI's taxonomy places the organism in Eukaryota, Viridiplantae, Streptophyta, Magnoliopsida, Brassicales, Brassicaceae. The record is from the annotation of a GenBank genome assembly.